UAAGCCCAGCAUCUGUAGAGGAUACCUGAUAGACAAAUGAUAAAAGGACUGCAUACCUUCUUGUUUUCACUGGAUUAUAAUUCUCUGGAAAAUUAUUAAGUGAGAGGUGUUAUGCUGGCCAGCUCACUUCUGAUAAAGUUUAUGGCCGAAGGCAUUUCCACGACAGAGCCUAUUCCAAAGACCAGCCUGCUUCUUGAGAAAACUUGAUACCUGUUCUCACCACUUCUUAAAGACGUGAAGAUGGUUGUCGUCAAACGGACAGAUGUGAUAAUGCCCUCUGCAGGGAUUAAGUUCUUUGGAGCUGGCACGGCAGCUUGCAUUGCUGACCUCAUCACCUUUCCGCUGGAUACCGCCAAAGUCAGGCUACAGAUUCAGGGCGAAUCCCAGAAAGUUGCAGGGCCCAGUGCAGUGAAGUACCGGGGAGUGUUCGGCACCAUCACUACCAUGGUGCGCACAGAGGGAGCCAGGAGUCUUUACAAUGGGCUGGUGGCCGGACUCCAGAGGCAAAUGAGCUUUGCCUCUGUCCGCAUCGGCCUCUAUGACUCCAUGAAGCAGUUCUACACUCGAGGCACAGAGAAUGCUGGGAUUAUUGUUCGACUCAUGGCGGGUUGUACCACCGGAGCCAUGGCUGUGGCUUUUGCUCAACCGACAGAUGUGGUGAAGGUGCGUUUCCAAGCUCAGGUACGACUGACCGACGGUGGGAGAAGGUACAACAGCACGCUGGAUGCCUACAAGACAAUUGCAAAAUAUGAGGGAGUGCAGGGACUUUGGAAAGGCUGCAUGCCAAACAUCACCCGUAACGCCAUUGUUAACUGCGCAGAGCUGGUCACCUAUGACAUAAUCAAAGAACUCAUCCUGAAGUAUGACCUGAUGACAGAUAACCUGCCCUGUCACUUCACAGCCGCCUUUGGCGCUGGCUUCUGCACAACGGUGGUGGCUUCGCCUGUGGAUGUAGUCAAAACAAGGUUCAUGAACUCAGGAAAUGGUCAGUACUCCAGCGCCAUCAACUGCGCACUCACGAUGCUGAAACACGAAGGAGCCGCAGCGUUCUAUAAAGGGUUCAUGCCUUCUUUCCUGCGACUGGGCUCUUGGAAUGUUGUGAUGUUUGUGACCUAUGAACAAAUUAAAAGAGGCCUGACCAGAGCUCACCAGUACUGGGAGUCACCCUUUUGACCUCAAGCCUAAAGCAAUCUAACCUGCAGCACGAUGCAACAAAUGCUCCAUCAUGGCUACAAAUGAAGAGGGCCCAAAAGAGGACGUUGCAUGACGAUGCGGCUCACUGACAAGUUUUUGAUGUGGCUCAGAGGUGGACUCGGUGUGUUGUUGAAUGGCAAGAGCUCAAGAACAUUAACACAAAACCAGGAUGAUUUGAAGAGACAUUUGUGGAUUUCAGAGUCAACUUCUUCAUCUCAAGUUGACAUAUUUAAAUCUUGACCCACUGGUGGGUUUGCGAUAAACUUUGAUGUUUACUGAGAUGAACUGAAAGAUCACAUGAACUGUGUUGUUUUGUAACGCAGGUUAUUUAGGGUCAUUUUCCAUGAGUAUAGAGAUAAUUUUUACUGUAUGGCACUUUCUUCAGUUUGCACUGUGGAUUGUUUAUCGUUUACCAUUGCUGCCGGUACAUCGAUCAGCAUUUAUUAUUGAAUGUA
This is a messenger RNA of Nematolebias whitei (Rio pearlfish), 1649 nucleotides long. Its product is annotated as mitochondrial uncoupling protein 2. Bases 241 to 1173 code for a protein of 310 amino acids. The record is from RefSeq and is a predicted model, not a curated record. Gene Ontology annotation, biological process: adaptive thermogenesis; response to cold; mitochondrial transmembrane transport. Gene Ontology annotation, cellular component: mitochondrial membrane. Gene Ontology annotation, molecular function: oxidative phosphorylation uncoupler activity. Lineage: Eukaryota; Metazoa; Chordata; Actinopteri; Cyprinodontiformes; Rivulidae. The transcript is spliced from 8 exons.